Messenger RNA from Gymnodraco acuticeps, 3216 nucleotides. It is a transcript of the gene macir, whose product is annotated as macrophage immunometabolism regulator. The transcript is spliced from 2 exons. Gene Ontology annotation, biological process: negative regulation of cytokine production involved in inflammatory response; negative regulation of fibroblast migration. The record is from RefSeq and is a predicted model, not a curated record. NCBI's taxonomy places the organism in Eukaryota, Metazoa, Chordata, Actinopteri, Perciformes, Bathydraconidae. The coding region runs from base 97 to 738 and encodes 213 amino acids.
ACCGGAAGUGUUCCUGUGGCUGGCGGAACACAGCAGAGAGGAGAGAGGCAGACGGGAGGGACAUCUUUUCUCUUCACUCAGGAUAAGUCUGUAAGGAUGGAAAUGGAUAUCAAUGGAGGGUCAAGAGCACACGUCUCCAUUGUUCCUGCAGCUGAAAUCAAAGCCACAUUAAAACCUGACAGAGAGAGACCUCGAUGUUCCAGCACCCCCUGUUCCCCCAUCAGAGGCACUGUCGCAGGGUACCAGAUCCUCCACAUGGAUUCCAAUUAUCUGGUGGGCUUCACCACUGGGGAGGAACUGCUAAAGCUGGCCCACAGGUGGUCAGAAGGCCCUCCAGAGAAGGGUUCUGUCUCAGAAACGGUGUCCAACUCCAUCCAGAGCAGUGUCCCAAAGGCUGGAGAAUCUGUUCUCCACAAGUCUCCACGAAUUUGCAAAGGAAAAAGUCGUUACUACCAACCCUACGAGAUACCUGCUGCCAAUGGGCGGAGGCGGAGGCGUAUGCCCAGCUCCAGUGACCCAAUCCUCAGGUCCCUGGCCCAGGGGGAAGCUGGGAGGGGUCUACAUGCUUCACUGCCACUCUGUCUGCUUAAAGGGAAGAGGGCCCAGUCCAAGUCUCUGGACUACCUAAAUCUGGACAAAACAAGAAUAAGAGAGUCGUCGGACACGGAGGUGUUGCAGUACCAACUGCAGCACCUCACCCUGCGAGGGGAGCGCGUGUUCACCAGGAACCUGACAUGAGUUCACUGGAAGGUCCUAACAGGUGUCUUCUAUCCUUUUGGGGAUUUAGGUGCUAUUUCAAGCUUGGUUUCUUUCUACUCAGAGAAUAAAAUGUUCUUCAAGAGGCAAUCUGUUAAUCUGGUUAUUUUAUGGACUUUGGGUUUACCUUGUAUUGUACACAUGGCGUUGUGAAGGAAAUCUCUCCUCACAUUGUAAUAAGGUUGUUGAAGUAAAAAAUGUGAAUUACAGUAUAUAAAAUGAGCAAUAAUUUUUAAAGCUACUUAUUAGCAGUGCUGUUUGUUUGUACUGCUCAGAAACACACAGAGUUAGAGCUGAAGAAGCCAUGGGAGCCACUCUCAGGACAGUUCUGGUGUAGGCUCCACUCUCAGGACACCUCCACUGUCAGUACAGGAAGUGACGAUUCUGACGAACACGUACCCGCCCCCCGAAGGACUCGUCUGAUUGAAGUUUUCAAAUCACCAUGGAGACUCAUCACGCUCUCCAUGCACUUUGGGUCGGCCUUGGUCAAGCCCUUUUGACCCCCCAGUCUGGUUCUCGUAAAAGUUGACUUAGCCAUUUUUCGCUCAAAUGACACCAUGGAGGAAUGUAACGGGAGUUUAACUUUUCCCCCUAUUUUCCCCGGUUCUAUUAAUUUUAAUAGGGUGGGUGUGUCCCCACGGCCUGUGUCCAGCCGUUCCCCCCCCCCCCACUCAUCCAUAUAUUUAGGGAUUUUGACAAUUUUCGUUGCAUUUUUCUCCUCUCCUCUCAUGAAAAACGUGUUCGUCAGAAUCGUCACUUCCUGUACUGAGAGUUGAGGUGUCCUGAGAGUGGAGCCUACACCGGAACUGUCCUGAGAGUGGAGGCCUGCAGGCAGAGCCCUCUCGAUGAAGCACAUAUCCCAUAAUGCAGGGGUGCCCACACUUUUUCAGCUUGGGAGCUACUUUUAAAAUGACCAAGCCCAAAUGAUCUACCUACACGCCCCUGCCCAAUCUGUGUCGGGGGUGGGGGGGGCUAGUGGACUUAACGGCGGAUAAACUGUGGUGCGCUUACACUAAUUGCGCCGCAGCAUAGUUGUGCGCCGCAUUUGCGCUUCAGAUGAGGAGGUGAGGCCCCCUCAUACCUGCAUGAACCCGUAUGGCACGAUACAACUCAGACUGGCUUACCUGUACGUCAAUCAAGUGGCAAAUGCCAUAGUAAGGUUGGAUCCAUUUUUUUUUUCAAUGCCAUGCGAUCUACCCACACCACCUUUGCGAUCGACCGGUCGAUCGCGAUCGACGUAUUAGGCACCCCUGCCAUAAUGUAUUAAACAUACACUAUGUUCAAAUGGAUUAUUGCAACCACUUCAAUAAUAGUUGCAAUGUGAAGAGCUGUGUUAGUGGAAGUGUUGUUUUUUGUUUGUGCAGAUGUUGGCAACAGCUGUUAAAUUAGCAGGAUUAUAUUUUUUACUAAUUUUCAUAUUUUGUUUAUGUUUAAUUGUUUUCAAUCAAUGUUGAUGUUUAUAAACCUCUUUUUUUUUUAAAAAUGGGCAUGUUUGAAAUAAAUGAUAGUGAUACUCACUUUCAAACUCAAAUGCCAUACAUUAAAAAAAACAAUUGUAAUUGUUUUCAUCCCUCUGCCCAUGCUAACCCCUUCCAUGUUUUUAUAUAUUCUACUGGCAGGCCAUGAAACAAGCUAGAUGAAUAACCAGUGACAAUUCAUUCCAGUGUUUAGCUCCUUAGGUCAUGUCACCAGGACUACACUAAUGAAGGGUGUGUCAAAUCUAAAUUCUAAUUGGUAAUUUUAGCUCCAUUACUGUGGCUUUUGGUCUCUUAAAGUUGGCCUGUUAAUCGUUCCACAGCUAGAACAGGAACUUACCUCUUUGAAUGUACAUAUGUGUACUGAAUACAAAUUUGACACAGAAGUCAGCGCAAGACAAGAAAACAGGUUAUGGGAACAUCUUACGAGUUGAGAAGAUGGCUGCUAUAGCUGGAGCCUUCACAGAGAGCCACAACUUUAGUCCUGGUUUGUAACAUUAGACCAGUGUACAUGUUGGGAGUUAGGAAGACUCUAAGGAAUUAGUGGAGUAAUCUGUUUAUUGGUUAUUGUUGGCAAAAAUAUGGUUGGAAAUAUGUUGGCUUAAGAAAAACAUAUUGUUGCGCAUCCCUAGUUUUCUACAUUGGUUAUGCCCGCCGCAAAAAUCUAAUAUUGAGAUGUGUGUUUUCUAAUGAGUGUGUGUGUUCCUCUUACAGCUCGUAAUGGAUGUGUGCUUUAUGCCUGUCUGUGCAUCUAAUUCCACAGACUGUCUCUGGAAACUCAGUGCACCUGCAUAUCAUCACCACCAUGUCAACAUGUUCACAUAAGCCAUGCCACUAUCUACUGUUGUGUGGAACAGUCUGUGCACCCCUCUUUGAAAGUAAAUUCUGAUUUGUGUGCAUUAGAAUAUUUAAUUUAUUUCAUGAAUGUUCAACAACUAAAGCCUCUGUGCCAAGUUUUGAUGUGAUAAAGGAAUCCUUCAGAGUC